This is a messenger RNA of Diorhabda sublineata, 3752 nucleotides long. Its product is annotated as adenylate kinase 7-like. Gene Ontology annotation, biological process: nucleobase-containing compound metabolic process. Gene Ontology annotation, molecular function: AMP kinase activity; ATP hydrolysis activity; ATP binding. The coding region runs from base 1477 to 2826 and encodes 449 amino acids. Gene Ontology annotation, cellular component: cytoplasm. The transcript has a single exon. The record is from RefSeq and is a predicted model, not a curated record. Lineage: Eukaryota; Metazoa; Arthropoda; Insecta; Coleoptera; Chrysomelidae.
UUUCAAAAUUAGUACAGAAAGAAUAUUGGUUUUAUGACGAAAGAAAUUUCACUUCUUUGUUGUUCUAGACAUAUUCAAGAAAUGACUCCUCUGUUUUGAAAGAUAUUCCAGGGUCUUAUGUGAUGUGAUAAAAAACAAUUACAUUUGAUAUUAAAUUCAAGCAGAAAAAAUCAUUUAUUGGUAAAUAAUAUUUAUAUGAAAACUUACUAAACUUUGUUGUAAUCAUUUUCUUUUAAUUGCCAUACUGAUAAAAUGACAAUUUUAUUGUAAUAGCCUAAAUUAAAUGAUGAGCGUGGAUGGUGACAUUUAAGACACGAGUGGCAAUGUUUAUGUACAUUAUUCUUUCCACGAACCACAACGCAAUAUACUUAUUUUUAAAUUUACAUAUUUCCAAAUUCACAAUUUAUUUUAUAAACAUUGAUUACCAGUAUCUUCAUGAUUUAGUUCAGUCGAGUUUUUUUAAUAUUUAACCAUCGGAUUUGCUGUUUAGUAGUGCCUUUAGUUUCAACCACCAAAGACUUGAUAAAUAUUAAGAGUGCUGUGUCUGUUUUAUUUGAUUUUCUUAGAUAAUAAUUGUACACACACAUUUUUGGAAAAAGAAUAAUUGAUUCCUUUUUAUUUUCGCCAUUUUCCAUGAACUGAUUAUAGCAAAUUUGAUAGACUUUCGCAAAUUCAGGAAUGAAUGUGAAAUAGCCACGCUCGUCAAUGCGCGAUACUAGAUGAUGGUAGUAGGGAUUAGUACGGUCCCUCAAGCAGGUAUACUUAACUAUUGUCAGUUCUAUUGUUGAUUAUUUAGCGUAAUAAUUCUCCAAACCUCGACAUUCACUCCUGUAUUUACCAAACUGUACUUCUCUUGAGACUUUUCAGUAAAAGAUUCAAAGUUGUAUUCGUAGCCUCUUCUGUUAUAUUUGGCGAUGUACAUUCUACUAACCAUUCAUCACUUGAAUCCAUAUAUAUCCAUAUUUUUAUAGGAUACAGCCCCUUAAACAUAGACAAAAAUAUAUUAUUCGGUAUAUAUUAUCUUGUUCUAGUUUUGGAAUCUCAUCUGAAUUUAUCUGAAUUCUUAUUGCCACGCAUAUAAUUUGCCUUCAGACCUACAGGUGCAUUAGAGUCAAUCGAAUAUGAGUUGACAGAUACUAACUUUUACUAUGUCGUGCUUUGUAUUCCUAACAUACAUAUGCGUUAAGAAUUUUCAGACACUUUCUUAUAGGGUCGUGGGAAAAAGUAGAUUUUGAAUUAUAUCGAACGUGACACCUUAUUUCCAUCGUUUAAUGUUAACUUUCAAAAUUUUUUGACUGUUUAAAGAAGCUCUGUCAUUAUAAGUCUUCUUAGAAUUCGAUAAAUUAGUAUAUGCAUUUAGAAGUUGCAUCCUUGUAUUUACUUAAAUAUUAUGAAACUACUGUAAAUAGCUUAUUACCAUAGUUAUCGCCCUGUCAAGAGGAACCAUUGACAUUAAAAAGUGUCGAUAUUAACACGAUGCAAAAACGUCCAAGCACAGAGCUCAAACCCCUUAAAUUAGUACUUUACGGCCCACCAGCUUCGGGCAAAACUACUUUGGCAGAAAGAAUAUGCCGUCGAUAUGGAGCCCAUUAUAUUUCAGUCAAAACUAUGAUCGACGAAACUCUAGAAGAAUUAAGAGAAAGCGUCAGAAAGGAGACUCAAAAACUUCAAGGCAAAAUAGAGAAGGAUAGAGAUACUACUACUGAUGAAGAAGAUGAGGAAAAAGUAUCGGUAGAAGAAGACGAAGAAGUCGAAACUAAAGCUGCAAUAGAAGAUUUACAAGAGCAAAUAAAAUAUUUAACUCAUACUAUGCAAAAAAGUGUUAAUAAGAGACUACCAGAUGAAGUUGUGGUGCGUCUUAUGAAGGCAUUUUUGGGGAAAGAAAUUUGUCAGACUCGUGGUUAUGUCUUAGAUGGAUAUCCGAAAGCUUUUGACCAAGCAAGAGAACUAUUUGGACAAGUAGCUGAAAUGGAUCAAAGUGAAGCUGCUCCUAAGGUACCUUUGGGUAUUGGAGCUGGAGAGGGAGGUGAACCUGGCGAAGAUCAACAAGUAGGUGAUUUGAUCGGAAAUGCUAGCAUCAACAUAAUGCCUGAUUAUGUGGUAAGUUUAGAGGCUACAGAUGAAUUUCUUUGCGAACGAGUUAUGAAACUUCCUCAAAAAAUGAUUGAAGGGACACAUUACGAUGAAUUCAAUAUGUUGAGAAGAUUAGCAGAAUUCAAUGAGUACAAUUCACAAGAUAACACAGUCUUAACAUUUUUCGAUGAAGCCGAAAUUCAUCCAAUUGUAGUUAAAAUUUUUGACGAAGAGACCGGUAAACCAUUAGACACAGAUUGUAUUUUUGAUUGCGUUUAUGAAAUAUUUGGGGAACCUAUCCCAGGAUUUGGGAUAACUGCCGAAGAAGAAGCAGAGAUAAGAAAACUAGAGCUAGAGCAAAAAAAAUUAUUGGAAGAAGGCGAAAGGCUGGAGAGAGAGCUUUUGGAGAAUAAGGCUAGAAAGGAAUACGAAGAAAAAAUGGAAAGAUGGACUGAAACUUUGGAAAAACUUCAGAUAGAAGAGGAAAAAAUUUUAGCCGCACAAAGCGAACCAUUGAGAUUUUAUUUAAUGAAAUAUAUCUUUCCCACACUAUCUAAGGGUUUGGUUGAAGUGGCUAAAAUAAAACCAGACGAUCCGAUAGAUUUUUUGGCUGAGUAUCUGUUUAAAGAAAAUCCCGAAGGAAAAAUGUUUGAUCCGUCUUACACUCAAGAAGGUGAAAGAAUUUUACAGCAAUAUCAAGAAGAAGUAGAAGAAAUAAUAGAUCAAUCAGAUAGACACAAUGUUAUGGUGUGAUAUUAACACAUUUCAAUAAAGUUUUCAAUUUCCAUUGAGUGAAGUAAUUGAACUUAUUACAGGACAGAGGAUGGUUAGUAAACAGAUUAUCUAUAAUUUGACUUGUUAAUGACAAUUUCAUUUAUUUCGACUAUAAUGACGCCAUCUAGAAGUCUAAACAUUAACUACCAAUUUGACAUCCGUCACUAUAUAUUUAAACUUUAUUAAUAGAGCGAAAUUCAAAUGUUAUUAUACGGUGGUUGGUGCCACUAAGUCAGAAUAAAUACUUUAACAUUCAUAGUUCCUAGUUGUGAAAGAAGACGAUUAAGCACGUGGGCCAGCUAAUAGAUCCAUUCUGCCUUACUCGAAAGUACUAAAGGCAUUUUUUCUUGGAAAAAGUGUGAGUGCUGGGAACCUACCGAUGAAGUGGUGUGCAGUUUCUUCCUCCAUACACCAGCGGAUCGUCCAUGAAGCUUAUAGCAUGGAGUUAUCUUCUUAGAUGACCGUGUCCGAUUAAAAAACCAGCCAAAAGUUUAAGUGGAAUAGUUGUGUGAUACGACAGGCAGAUGGUCCAUCUAUAUCUUAUCUUGUCUCAUGUCUGGUGUUUUGACCCAUCUUCUUGAAUACUGCUUCACGAGUAAUCUUUGCUGAGAUGUGAUAGCUACACUUACUACUAUUUGAAGUUUACUCUGGGACCACAGGUGGCUUUGUUGAUCCCAGUCUGGCAAACGAAUCUGCUAGAGGAGCAGGCACCCAACGAUCAGCUAACACAGCUCAUGUUGAACUUUUUAGCGCACCAGCACGAGCCUAGAGCUGUUAUAGCUUUUAUUGCAGCUCCACUAUCUGAGUAGAUUGAAAUGUUUCAGUGUGAAAAAACGAUUGUUAGAUUUAACAAAAUUUAGGAUGAAAUAAUUAGGAUCAAACAUUUAUUGCUUAGAAUUUCUCGA